CAGUGGUGUAACUACAGAGGAAGCAAAACCCUGUGGUUGCAGGGGGCCCAGGAGGUUUAAGGGCCCCCAUGAGGUCCAAAUAAUGAGUCAUUUCACUAUCCACUGGUAGAACAGGACAACCUCUGGAAAUGUUUAGGGCCCUAAAAUAAAUUUGCUGUGGGGCCCAGUAACAUAUAGUUAUACCACUGCCUGGGGACACAGCUGAAAAUAUGGCAACUCCCCAAAAAUAGGGGGACUGACAGCUGGGCAUAAUGUUCAGUAAACUAGCAUAAAACAUGACGAAAAAGGUGAUAAUUUCACUUGGACCUAGUUUGCACAAACUUUCCUCGGGGUCAAUUUGGGAGAAAAGGCUGUGAUGGCAGCAGAUACUGUAAUCAGCAAAUUUGUUUUCUUUUAUUGCGCUCUAACAAAAGGAAGAGUAGUCGCGAACAGCGCAGAAACAGACAGAAGCCCAGAAUUACGCCGACAUUUCACUCCCACUAGGCGGAUAUGUAAAGUUGUGCACGUCUGUGCGCUUCCGUAUUGUGGUGACGCCAGUCUCGUGUGAUGAGACUUGUGCAUUGGGAUUGGUGGCACCCUAGCACUUCACAAGUCUGCUGCUCACUGACAGCGGUGGGCCCGAUAAUCCAAGUAAGUGCAGUACAGCCGGGCCCACCUGAAGACCCAAAACCCAGCGAGCCCGGGACGACUGCCCCCGCCCCGGAUGUCCGCCCUGAUACAGUCAUCCUGUUGUUCAGGUGAUGGGGGCAUGUCAAUGACGUGUUUUUGUUUUUCCUGUAGGAAGUUUUUGUGUUUUCAUUGGGAAGUACCGACCAUAUAGGCUCAUCUAAACUAAUACAUCGAUAAAAAAAUGAAAAUUUACAGUUCAAGUGAAGUUGGUCUUUCUUACUGAAUAACAAAAAAGGUUGUAGCUAGCAAAAAAGGCAAAGUAAAGGUGGCCAUACACGCUACAACAUUCCCUACGACCAUGAAAAGAAAGAUCUUUCGUCCACUUUACUAACAUGAAGAGCUGAAUCCUCAGAGAUGCAGGUAAAAACAAAAAGAAUCCCCCAGAUUGUUAAGACGACCAAUAUCCAAGGCUUUUUACCGUUAUAGGACCCCUUGUCUCCCACCACACCUGCACAGAUUGUCAUACGAAAGAUCUUUCAUAAGAUAAAUAUUGGUCUUUAUUUUGUUUAGCCCUACAGUUGUUCGCCUAUAAUGCCUGUAAAUGUUUCAUAAAGGAACACUGUAACAUCAGGAAACCAGUUUAUUGAUAAGAGAGGAGAAUUUGCAGCUCGUCAUGCCUACAGUGUCAGCACUUCCCAAAGAACUGUAUCUCUCUAGCUCUCUAUCAGAUCUUAAAAAGAAAGCUGAAGUCAAACCUGACAAGACUAGCACAAAAAGCUAUGUUUCCUCUGCUUGUAAAAUAUUUCAAAAAGCAGAAGAGUGCAGACUGGAAGGAGAUGAAGAAAAAGCCUACGUCUUGUAUAUGAAAUAUUUAUUUGUAUUUGAACUGCUUAAAAAAAGAUCAGAUUUCAAGCAAAACCAGGACUAUUAUAAGUCCUUACUUGGUCCUUCCACUAUCUUAAAGUCUGUUGAAGAAGCUGAAAAACUCUCAGAAAGCCUUAAAAAUAGAUAUGAAGAAGCUGAAGUACGAAAAAAAUUAGAGGAAAGGGAAAGGCAAGAAGACCUGAAGAAAAAGCAGGGAAAACUAUUUCCCAAAGACUUUCCUGAAGAUGUACCCAGUCAGCUUAAUACAAAUGCGACGGUGAAUGGGGGGGGAAAUGAAGUUUUGUCAAAGGAGCCAGAACCUGCAAAAGUGCCUCUUGGAGCUAUUACAGCUGAAAAACUUUUUGAGAUGACAAAUGAUUAUAAUAUCAGUAUAAUUAUAAUGGAUGUUCGGAAUACAAAGGAUUUUGAGGAGUCUCAUAUUCGGACUUCCAUAAGUGUGCCACAGGAGGCCAUAACCCCAGGAUUCACCUCAAGCAAGAUUGAACUGAAUCUCCCUGAUGAAUCUAUAGAAAUGUGGAAUAAAAGAGGUCACGUCGAUUACAUUAUAUUGCUUGAUUGGUUCAGCUCUGUGAAUGACUUAAAAAUUGGCACAACGCUUCAGAGCUUAAAAGAUGCUCUUUGUAAGUGGGAAACAAAAAUAAUCCUACGGAGUGAACCUUUGGUUUUGGACGGUGGUUAUGAAAAUUGGCUUCUUUGUUAUCCCAUGUUCACAACAAAUGGGAAAGUGACUGUGCCUAGAAAAAGAAAACAUGAGUCUGUAUCUUUGUCAUUGGACUUCAAUUAUCCAUCUCUAGAAGAACCAACAGCUCCACCAUCUGUUGCCAAAGAAGAGCUACCCUCUGUACCCAUCAAAGUAAGCAGCAAUGAGGAUGUUAUAAAUGCAGUUAAAACACAAAAAACAGAGGAACCUGUCCAUGUAAUACAAAAAGAUGACCCUGUACCUGAAGUUCAUACAGAUUCUGUGAACGUCUGUCACCCACAGAUUACUGCAAAAGUUAUUCCACAAAUUGAUCGGACAAAGAAACCCUCAGUAACAGUUACUGAAAGCACCACAAAAUUUAAACCUGAAGCCAAAGAAAAACAGGCAAUGCUAAAUGGAAAGCCUAUCCCAGACCGUUCCACGAAACCAUCACUAGACUCCAAAUCUGUUAAAGCUGAGAUCCAUGUUCAGUUUGAUAAAAACAUAAAGGAAAAGAGUGUGGAAAGCAAAGGGAAAGUAAUAGUGAAUGCAGAAGACAAGGCGGAUAACACCUGUGCACAUGAAGAUAAAGAGAACACAAAGAGGAAUGAUGAGAAAGAAUAUGAAAUGAGAGAAUUACACAAAAAGGAGGAGAUUGAAAAGAAACAUCCAUUUGCUGCUGGAAAAGAACCCUCUGAACCAAAAAGGCUGGAUAGUGAUAAACCAUCCCCUGAUGAUAGAAAGAAAAAUGUCAAUUCUUCUGUUCCUCCUGAAGGGCCUCCGGCAAACAGAGAAGAAGAUAAAUCUGAUGUGACUGUGAAAGACAGCUGUGAAGAAGACAGACCGAAACGGGAGCCUUUAGUUCGAGCAAGAAGUGAGGAGAUGGGUAGAAGUGUUCCAGGAAUGCCAGAAGGUUGGGUGAAGUUCCUUGAACCCAUAACUGGAACCUACCGAUAUUAUCAUUCACCAACACACACGGUUCAUAUGUAUCCUCCUGAAAUGGCUUCUUCCUCCACCCAUUCAACCACUCCAGCUCAAAAAGCCAAGAUACAGGCUCACACGGACACUGACAGGGAGCAGACCAAAUUAAAACGAUCUUACUCAUCACCUGAUUUAGCGCAAGCCAUAAAGGACGAAGACAAGAAAAAACCAACGCCUCAUAUUAACCGAGAAAACAAACCAUCGAUAGUCAAUACCAAAGCUGAAAUCACAAAGCUACCAGCAUCUAAGAUCCGAAGUCUUAAUCCUGUGUUUGGUGGUGCUGGUCCAGCUCUAACUGGACUCAGGAACCUUGGAAAUACUUGUUAUAUGAAUUCUAUCUUACAGUGUCUUUGCAACACUCCACAUUUAGCAGAGUACUUCAACAAAAAUUGUUACCAAGCAGACAUCAACAGAUCAAAUCUGUUGGGGCAUAAGGGUGAAGUGGCUGAGGAGUUUGGCUGCAUUAUGAAAGCUUUAUGGACCGGUCAGUACAAAUGUAUCAGUCCAAAGGACUUUAAGAUAACAAUUGGAAAAAUUAAUGAGCAGUUUGCUGGAUACAGCCAUCAAGAUUCCCAGGAAUUGCUGCUGUUUUUAAUGGAUGGGUUGCAUGAAGAUCUCAAUAAGAGAGCGGACAAUCGGAAAAGGCAAAAAGAAGAGAACAAUGACCAUUUAAGUGACUCCCAAGCUGCAGAUUCUGCAUGGUACAAACACAAGCAACUCAAUGAAUCAAUCAUUGUUUCACUUUUCCAAGGCCAGUUUAAAUCAACUGUGCAGUGUCUAACAUGCCAGAAAAAAUCCAGAACAUUUGAGGCAUUCAUGUAUUUAUCUCUACCACUUCCAUCAACAAGCAAAUGUUCUCUUAAGGAUUGCAUUAAAGCAUUUGCCAAGGAAGAGAAACUCACAGAUAGUAAUAGAUUUGAUUGCAGUAACUGUAAAACUCAGAGGGUUGCUACGAAAAAAAUAGAAAUUUGGAAGCUUCCGCCAAUUCUUCUAGUGCACUUAAAACGCUUUUCAUUUGAAGGAAGGUGGAGGCAGAAACUCCAAGCUUAUGUUGAUUUUCCCUUGGAAAGCUUAGACCUUUCACCAUACGUCAUUGGCCCAAAGAGUUCAAAAAAAUACAAUUUAUUUGGAGUAUCGAAUCACUACGGAGGUUUGGAUGGUGGACACUAUACAGCUUAUUGCAAGAAUGCACUGAAACAGCGAUGGUUUAAAUUUGAUGACCAUGACGUUUCCGACAUAUCUGUAUCAUCUGUGAAGACUUCAGCAGCUUAUAUGCUCUUUUACACCUCCUUGGAUCUCCGGGGCCUUGAGAUUUCAGCUUAACAACACAUCUGUCUUGGAAAGCCAGCACUUGGGGGGGAUCGCUACAUGAUUAAUAUAUUUAGACGUCUGGCAAAAAAAGAUGCGUUCUAGCCAACAAAUCAAUAGUAACAAUUACAAAUUGCACACAUUUGAAAUAUAACCGUGUAUACUUAAAUCUAUCCAGCAAAUAGAUACAUUUGCCUUGACCAUGUCUGUAUUAAAUAUAUUUAGCUUUUCCUCUCCUCCAGUAGUGAUCAUUUCUCCCCCAUUUUAAUCUGAGCUUCCCUACUGUGAAAUAGAGCAAAUGUGAGUGGAGUUGGCAUGUAUUAGAUUACAGUGACUGCACAUUACACAGUAUUGCAGUGUAUAUAACAAAACCGUGUGUCUGCCUUUAUACAAAAGGAUGCCUCCUACCUUCUGAGCUCAGUCUUCAAAUAUCCAUCCGAUAUAUCAAACCAGACAGCCCCUUUAUAGAUGGGGCGUCACUCUAGGAAGCUUAAAAUAUCUCGCUGUAGGCACAUCCAUUUGGAGAACCGAAGUUUGCUAUGCCUUUUAAAUUCUGUUUAUCUGAAAUUGACUUGGCAAAUAUAAAUAGAGAGGCUUUAUUCCCAUAUUUCAGUUCUUUAUUUUGUAAAUUUAUCUUUUGCUAAUUUGUGCACUUUUUUUCUCUAGAAAUAAAUUUUAUCAAACAA
Xenopus laevis (African clawed frog) is the source of this 5148-nucleotide messenger RNA. RefSeq names its product ubiquitin specific peptidase 8 L homeolog (gene usp8.L). Gene Ontology annotation, biological process: protein deubiquitination; ubiquitin-dependent protein catabolic process. NCBI's taxonomy places the organism in Eukaryota, Metazoa, Chordata, Amphibia, Anura, Pipidae. The transcript is spliced from 22 exons. Gene Ontology annotation, cellular component: cytoplasm; nucleus; cytosol. Gene Ontology annotation, molecular function: cysteine-type deubiquitinase activity. Bases 1283 to 4477 code for a protein of 1064 amino acids. The record is from RefSeq and is a predicted model, not a curated record.